Molecule: messenger RNA, 2994 nt
Organism: Monomorium pharaonis (pharaoh ant)
Lineage: Eukaryota; Metazoa; Arthropoda; Insecta; Hymenoptera; Formicidae
Product: SURP and G-patch domain-containing protein 1
Exons: 9
Coding region: 230-2872 (880 amino acids)
Biological process (GO): RNA processing
Cellular component (GO): nucleoplasm
Molecular function (GO): RNA binding
Source: RefSeq, a predicted model, not a curated record
AUUUCGGUUGGUAGACAUUACGCAAGUAAAGAAUAAAAAUGGCCGACGUCAUCGACAUUGUUCGAAUGAAAUAUGAAACUCUGUUGCGAGUAGCCGAGCGUGAAUCGUUUGUAUCAGUUGACGCGCGAUCCUGCGAUAAAAAAUAGUUUGAGAAUACGAAAAUUCCCUUCCGAUAGUUCGCUCGUAGAGCUAGUCGCAGGAUUGACAGACAAAAUCCCUCUGGCAAAAAAUGGCGUAUCGCGGUGUGAAGGGAUCCGAUCCGUUUGUGUCAAAAACGUCGCGAAAUGAACGUUUCGCGCAGAUGUCAAAGCAAGAGCAGAUCAUUCAACAGAAAAAGAUGGAGAUUCAAGCGAAAUUGCAGGAACAAAAAGCGAAAGAAGCUGUGGAAUGCAUGAAAAAGUCAAGCUCGUCGGCUUCGGCUCCAACAAUCAGUAAGAGCGCUCCUUCAAAGGAGGAUGAUGAAAAGCCUACUAUGAAUGUAUUUGCCAACGACGGCAGUUUCCUUGAUCAAUUUAAAAAGAUAGCCAAUAAAACAAGUAGUAAACAAGAUAAGGAACAGGAUAAGGAAGAUAAGAGAAAAGACGAGAGAAGCUAUGAAAGUACAAGAGAAAGAGAUAGAGAGAGAAAGCGCAGUAACGAAAAGAAUAGAGACUGGGAAAGCAGACGCGAUCGUCGAAGAAACGAUACACGAUGGGGAAGAAGUUCAGAUAGGAAGCACAGUUCGUCGUCAAGUCCGUCGCCCACCAGGCAUAGGUCACCACCUAGUCCAGAGAUUCGACACAGCUACAAUCAAUCACAAAAUGGACAGCGCAAGCAGUUCAAUCAGCAACAAUUCCCGAUUCAAAACAACAAUCACAACAUUUCUUCCAUCCCGUCCCUUAUGUCUCAACCGGUACAGAUGCAAAUAACGAAUAUCCCACCUCCAAAUAUAAGGAACUUGACACCAAAUAUUCCAUCUGCGCACAUGCAGAGGAUACCGGUGUCGAAAAGCUUUAGCAAUAAUUAUGCUAACAUGAACGAGCCGCAUUCUAAUAACGUGAGAAUGCCAAUUGCACCGCCACCACAUAUUAUACGUCCUCCACCCCCUCCUUCUAUUCAGAGCAUUCCACCGAAUACGAAUGUUCCACCACCAAAUAUGCAAAUGUCCCAAGCUAUGCCUAUGCCCAGUUUAUCCUCGCCAUCGAACGCACAACCACACAUUAUACAAAAUCCACCACAGCAAUGUAGUGUACCACCGCCACCAGCAUGCAAUGCCAGUUUACAACCUCCAAAUAUUCCUCCACCUAACAUACCACCGCCGAACAUUUUACCACCAAUGUCGCAAAUGCCUCCACCAACUAUGAUGCCUAUUACAGGCUCACAAACUAUCGUGGUAACGGUACCAAAUGUAGCCAACGUUCCACCUCCAAACGUGAUCACAUCUAUGAUAAUGUCAGCACCCCCGCCAGUGCACACUGUACCAUCAACCAUUAAUUCGGUUCCACCACCAAACCUGAAUAUUCCUCCACCAAACAUCCCACCUCCCAAUGUCAUUCCUAAUGCGGCACCGCAGUCGCGCGGUCUUAUGACCAGUGGCUAUCCUCUUUCCAAUCAGGUACCUAUUUCGGUAGGUCCUCCUAAUGUACAGAUACCACCGCCUGUGAGACCGCCGGCUAAUCUACAAAGUUCUGAACAACAAGUGUGUUUAGUAGAGGCUGAGCAGCUGGCACGAAUCGUGGCUGACUGUGGGGAUGAGAUUGAACAAGAAGUACGAGAGAAGAAUGCCCAAGAUCCUAAAUUAUGGUUUCUGCACCAAAAGCAAAGUGCAGCGUAUCUGCAGUACAGGGGAUUGGUUUCCAAAUUACGUGCGGAGAAGCCAGAUAAGGAUAAGAGAAACAGUGGUGCAGAACUUUAUUGUCCUGAAGAAGCUCUUAGUGACAACGAUGAGGCGGAUAAAUCUCAGAAAUCUCAUUCAACACUAUAUGUAGAUCAGUUAAAAGAAGAAAAUAAGGAAGAACGGAAAAGAAGAAAACGUAGUCGCUGGGGUGAUCCAGACAAUAAAGUUCUCGUUACAGAAACAAAUGUAUCUGCUGGUAAUAGAUCAGGUGCCACCCUUCCGCAACCUGGUAUAGCUAUACCAGGACAAAUUGGACAGCCCGCAGUCAUAAUACCUUCUCUAUCGAAGAGACAGAAUGUUAAAUCAAAGAAUCCAAUGCUUACUAAAAUUUCGCGGAACGAUCCUGCACUUAUUCAUUAUGCGAGACAGACAUUUGGUACACUUGAUUUAAGUGAAGAGCAAUGGAAAAAGGCAGAGGAUCAUUAUAAGAUAAAUCUCUUAUAUCAAAAUCUCUUAAGGAAAAGAGAAGAAGUGAAACGUUUGGAAGCACAAGGGAAACAUAAAUACGAAUACGAUAGCGAUGAAGAGACAGAAGGAGGCACUUGGGAACACAAAUUGAGAUCUGCUGAAAUGGAGGCGACACAAAUGUGGGCUGAAGAAUUAACUGCGCAAGCGGAAGGCAAACACCAUAUUGGUGAUUUUCUACCACCGGAUGAGUUAAAAAAAUUUAUGGAACAAUAUAAUGCCGUGAAACAGGGAAAAGAACCCGAUUUGAGCGAUUAUAAGGAAUAUAAAUUAAAGGAAGAUAAUAUAGGAUUUCAGAUGUUACAAAAGCUUGGAUGGAGCGAAGGACAAGGAUUGGGUAGCGAGGGUAGCGGACGUAUCGAACCAAUUAACAAAGCGACAAAUAGACUCGAUAGUGCAGGUCUGGGUUCUGAAAGACCAGAUGGAGUAUCUAGAGAUGACGAUGAAUUUGAUGCAUAUAGAAAAAGGAUGAUGCUUGCUUAUAGAUUUAGGCCUAAUCCAUUAAAUAAUCCAAGAAGACCUUAUUACUAAGAGCUAAGAUACAUUACUAUUAAACUAGUAUUUCUUUCAUUAUCGAACAAUGUAGUAGAUUGCCUUUAUUUUGUAUAUUUGAGAUUGUACAUUUCAUUUUAAAAUAUAUCUCUUGUACAAUU